Molecule: messenger RNA, 767 nt
Organism: Elaeis guineensis (African oil palm)
Lineage: Eukaryota; Viridiplantae; Streptophyta; Magnoliopsida; Arecales; Arecaceae
Source: RefSeq, a predicted model, not a curated record
AUCCAAGUAGGCUUUUGAUCUGAGUUCCUUCAAUUCUUGUUGAGAUCUAUCUUUGUUUGGGCCUGAUGGGCAUCACCCCGAGCAUAUUGGCAAAACUUGGGGUACCUGGGGUUGAGUCAUUAGCUCAAGAUCAAGUCUAUGAUAAAUAUUUUAAGGACAAAGAUAUUACGGACUUUGAAAAAUUUCACCUUGCAUUUAUUGAUCUUUGCAAUGACAUCAAUACAGUCUUGCCUGGUAAGCAUUAUAAGGCACCUCCGCGCAAGGUUCUAGAGAACAUCUUCAAGACAUGGAAAGAUAGCGAAGAGAGCAAACGUAAGGAAGUUUUGAUGGACAACUUCAAGAAAGAAGUUGAGGAACACAAGCCAAAUGAGAGAGCUAUGAUAGUCACUGGGUUGGUGGCUCCUGCUGCUGCUACUUAUCUUAAGAGGACAGGGGAGAAUACCCCACAGCUGAAGAAGUUCCGGCUCCACCUCAUCCCUAACUUUGUCUUUGUACCAACGACUACGUUUCUAGCAUUAGUUGGAGUCAGAGUACUUCAGAUCAAGGCGACCACCCGGUCUUAGACCAUUCUUUCUACCUUCACCCUUAUGAUGCAAGUGUCACAUGAAAAUUCUCAGCAAGGCAACCCUUUUAUGUAUAUUUUUUCAAUCAAUAAUUGGAAAUAAGCUUGUAGACAAGCAUGGUUUCAAAUCAAGAAUGUACAAAGACAUGCACAAUAUGUAUAAAUGUGCAUUAGAAUUGUGUCGAGAAAUAUUUGAGUUGAUAUU